CCUCACAAAUCUGAGCAAGUUGUCUGGGGAGUUGGUUGGGGGGAACCAGAAUCAAGGAAGGUUCAGAGAUUCCCGUCGUAGCCCCCGCGUAUGCGGUUACCAAGGCAACUGGGCGGCCCCAGCGCGAGCUGGAAGGCGGCGUACGUCGAAUUUUUGUAGGCUAGCCUGGGAGACUUGAGGAGUGGCUUUCCCUGAGCUUCUAGUCCCAGAGACCAGGGCCUCUGCUCCAGGCGGUAACCCUUACCCUGGGAGCCAUGGGUCGGAUCUCGGGACUCGUGCCCUCUCGCUUUCUGACGCUCCUGGCGCAUUUGGUGGUCGUCAUCACCUUAUUUUGGUCGCGGGACAGCAACAUCCAGGCCUGCCUGCCUCUCAAGUUCACCCCCGAGGAGUAUGAAAAGCAGGACGUGCAGCUGGUGGCAGCGCUCUCUGUCACCCUGGCCCUCUUUGCAGUGGAGCUGGCCGGUUUCUUCUCAGGAGUUUCGAUGUUCAACAGCACCCAGAGCCUCAUCUCCAUUGGGGCUCACUGUAGUGCAUCUGUGGCCCUAUCCUUCUUCAUAUUUGAGCGUUGGGAGUGCACCACGUACUGGUACAUUUUUGUCUUCUGCAGUGCCAUCCCAGCCAUCACCGAAAUAGCAUUAUUCAUCAGCGUCUUUGGGCUGAAAAAGAAACCUUUCUGAUACCUUCGUGACUGGAAGUAGGGAUGAAGGCUGGAGAAGCAAGAGACCACUCACCAUUCCUGGAAGAAGGAAACCAUAGGCUUCAACCCUCCCCCUAAAACUGCAUUUGGUGGAGGAUGUCAGUGUUAGUGUUAGGGUAAUUGUCUCUCGAGUCUGGAGCUAUGAGUUUUGUUUACAGUUCUUUGUAAAAAAAUAUAUUUUAGGGUAAGAUCAAGACUUACAGGAAUUCCCUGGCGGUACAGUGGUUAGGACUCCGCGCUUCCACUCUAGGGGGCGCGGGUUCGAUCCCUGGUCGGGGAACUACUAUCCCGCAUGCCGCGCAGAGUGGCAAAAAAAAAAAAAAAAAAAAAAAGAAAGAUCAAGACAUAAAAAUUUCAGGAGAAAGUUGGGGUGGCCAAUCUACUAUAGAAACGGAACAGCCUUGCACUCUAAGAUACUAGAUGUCGCUUUUAAUUUGGUUAUUACGGUAGAUUUCUGGCGGAAGGGAGUGGGCAGGGAUAUGUAAAUAAAGUGAGGCGGCCGGGUAGGACAGCCAGCUCUUAAGUGAGUGGAGCAUUCUGGGAGGAAUUAGCCUAUGUUUUUUUGACGCCAAAUGCAAAAAUAUAUUUUAUAACAUCUGCAAAUAAAUGUAGCAACAGAAAUGGAAGAAUCUAGAUAGCUUUAGGUUGCUCGGGCUAACGUGUUGGGUUCUCACCCUCGAUCAAAGUGGAAUCUUUUUCCCAGAGUACGGAAUGCCCCACACUGUUUUGUAUCGUCAGGUAGGAUAAUCCUUACCUGUUUCUCCUUUUGGAGAACAGAAUGGAAUAUGAUGAUCGGAGCCCGCAUGAUUUCGUGAUUAACGGCUGUGCGUAAUCGGGACUUGCAACAUCCUGAUUGCUCCUUUCUGAUUCUUUCUGACGAUCUUGACUUUUAGUGUGUGUCUUUCAUGGGUAGAGAUUAACUUCUUGUAACGUCGUGGUGUAGUUAUUGAAUAGUGAUGUUGGGGUUCAAGAUCGGCGAUUUUGUUUAUGUCGUGAAUGAAGUAAAUUUUUUAAGUUCUGUUAUCGUUGAUGUUUACUUUUAAACAGAAAACGCUGAAAAAUUUUUUUCCCGUAGUGGUUGUGUGGGGGUAAUUUUUAAGCAUAUAUUAAGUUUUACGAUAGUGAAUGCUGGUAAAUGUUACUUUUUAAAGUUUUAAUGACGUAGUAUAUAUGCUUUUGGUUUUCUGAAGAGUGUCUGUGUAUGUCUGUUCUUUGGUUUCAAAGCUUUCGUUUCGCUGGCUGUGAUACUUUUCUUGUAGUUAGACCGUCCACGCAGAAACUGGGUGAAGCUCCUGUUUGCAGUUAGUAGUUUGGUAAGAGGACCCCGUUUAUGCUUGAUAGCUUAUACCAAGAGUACGUUCAAAAAGAAAUUAUGGAAGCGCAGUUUUUGGAAUUGCAGAAAGUACAGGAGUCGAAGGUUUUAUCUUAUCACAGGAUGAGUGUUUUCAAGGUUACGUUUUCCAGGGAAUGUUUGUUGGAUGUUGGGAAGGCUUUUUUUGUACAUUUCAGUUACAAAGGGUGGAGUCCAGGUCAUUCUAAACACGCACAAAGCAUGCACGGAGGUGCUUUCUGGUGAUGCUCCGAAGGUGAUACCUAUACGUAGACAAUCUUUUCCCUAGUUCUCUAUGUUUUCUGGCAGUGCUUCUUUAUUAAGUGCACACUGUAUGCUGUAGUAGGUACUGAGGGAGUAGAUGUGAGCAUGAUCCUCGGCCAUCACAGAUAUUGUGGCUUAUGGAAAGAGACAAAACUGUCUGUAACUCCCAGAGUAGUUUAAUUCUAAUCUGUGAUAAAAGCUGCACAGGCUAUUUACAGGUGCUACGAAGGAGUGAUUAAUUUGCCCAAGGUGGUAGGAGUGCUGCUUCUCUGGAGCUGUUUGAGUGAGGUCCUGGAGUGUGGCUGAAGCAGAGAGAAAAGGGGGCAGAUUGUUUGCGAGGAAAGAAAGAUGGACCUUUGCAAGGUCACGGGCUCGAGACUUGGCCCAGGAGGAUCCUACAUGCCGCGGAGCAUCUAGGCCCGUGCGCUACAACUACUGAGCCUGAGCUCUGGAGCCCGCAAACUACUGAAGCCUACACGCCUAGAGCCCAUGCUCUGCAACAAGUGAAGCCAUGAAGCCACGACAAUGAGAAGCCCGCGCACCGCAACGGAGACCCAACGCAGCCAAAAAGAAAGAAAUUAAUUAAAAAAAAAUCUUGAAGUGUCAUGUCCAUAGGCUGUUACACUGUGAAUAGCACAGAAAGUUGAGGAUACAUUCCAGGGUUUGAAAACUGUUGUCAGUUUCAGCAAAGAAAUCACUCAAGUCAUUGAGGAAUCUGUGAGGUUUCAGCAUAUCGUGUUUCAUUUUUGUCUUACUCAAAAAUAUAGAUGAAAACAUCAACCAACGUUCACGUUGGAACUGCACUUGUACUUAGGAUAUAACUCCAUUUAUGAAAUCAUGGAU
Molecule: messenger RNA, 3134 nt
Organism: Eubalaena glacialis (North Atlantic right whale)
Lineage: Eukaryota; Metazoa; Chordata; Mammalia; Artiodactyla; Balaenidae
Gene: TMEM107
Product: transmembrane protein 107
Exons: 6
Coding region: 255-677 (140 amino acids)
Biological process (GO): protein localization to ciliary transition zone; non-motile cilium assembly
Cellular component (GO): MKS complex
Source: RefSeq, a predicted model, not a curated record